GGGGCGGGGCAAUUAAUUUACAGAGGCCAACACAAACUUAGAUCGCAAAAAUAUAAUUUCGAUGUUUAAAAAAAUUGAAAAUUUCAACGAUAGAUUUUGGAAAAUAUUUGAUGAAAAUACACUCUGACAUUUUCUUUAUCUGUGAGUUUUCAAAAGGAUUUCUGUUGCAAAUUCAGUUUCACUAUAAUUUCACUGGUUCCCCCUGAACUCAUUUUCGGCGCUACAUUUUGCGCACGAAAUUCGAAAACAGUUAUGGCAGGGACGAAGAAUUUGAUUGUACGAUAACAUCCUACCUUUACAAGAUGACAACUGGAGACAUAAAAAAUAACUUACAAAAGCUAGUCAGUGAAUUGAAAGGCAUAUCAUAUGACAUUGCCACCAUUGAUUUUGAUGCUUUGGUUCAUGGAAUACCAUCAGCCUUUUUACCAAUGAUUCAUUAUACUUUCCUUGAUUACUCACCUCACCUAGCAUCCUAUCUGGCUAAAAGAAACUAUGAUCUCUAUGUAAGAACAGAUCUUCGGUUUGUAGAAACUGUCUUUAAGAUACUAAUGAAAGAAUUUUCGUAUAAGCCCAAUUUAAAAAAAGAGCAAUUUCUGGCACUUGGAUUUGCAGAGAGAAAGAUAAUCUUUGUGACUGACAUGGUCAGAUUUUGUCGAGAGAAAACAAAGCUGAUAUCUUCUAAAAAGAACAAAACAACAAAGAGCUCAAAGUCUCUGUCUCAAAGUAGGUUUGGUCAUCCAGAUCAAAAUUUUCAUGCCAUAAAUUCUUCUUCUAGCAGCCAAACACACUCUGUUACAUCUGCACAGAAUAUAGAGAAUGAAUCACAAACAAUUCCUGAUAGGGAAAUAAACCAAAGUAAACUAGUAAUGUCUGAAAUGCUGAAGCCAGAAACAACCUUGAAUAUGCCAAUGCCAUAUCCAGCUCAGUUUGCCUUUUCUGAACAAAUAUCCCCAAAGACUAAAAUUCCACAACCUUCAGAUUCACUUCUUGUUACACCAAUAAAGGAUAUAGAAAUAAUUUCUGAUAAAGAUUCAAAUUCAGAAUCUGUUCCAAGAAAAAGUAGAGCUGACAUUAUUGAUGUUGAUGACAAUGGACCAAAGACAUUUAAAGUUAUUAGCCACCUUUUUAAUCAAAGUGAGACUGAUGGAACAUUGUUUGAAUCUAGUUUUGGAGAUGGAAAAGAUAGUAAUUCUGAUCAUAUACAUGUCCUUAAAGCUAUGGAUAUACAGGAUGAAUCUAUAACAAAUAAAAACCUAGUACAGAAAAGUACAAAUAUGGAUGCAAAAAAUAAUUCUUGUGCAGUACAACACAGCUGUGAGUGCAAAAUGAAUGAAUCUCUUGCAAAGGACCUCCAAGAACAAGUUCAGAUUCUUUCAAAAAGUCUUAAAGAUGUUAUUGCAAUGAACAAUGAUCUGUCUGCCAGGGUAGUUUUGUUAGAAACUCAGUGUAGACUUAUGGAAGGUAGUAUCGAGGUCAUGGCCUCAAGGCUUGAUAAAGAACAGGAAGAAGGUAUACAAAAAACAUUUGGGCACAAAACAAGAGCAGUUAAACUAAGAAAUCAAAAAAGGGGUCAAGGGCACCUUAGUUCUGUUGAUCCUCAGCCAGAUGAAAUAAAUCUUGAAUAUUCCCCGGAUAAAUAUACAGAUAUUGAUAACACUUUACCUGCUGAUUUUCAACCAUUAACAAUAAGCGAUGAGGAAGAUGUUACUUCAUUUGAACCAAAAAGGAAUGACAAUAAAGAUGAAGCCAAUGAGAUUCUUGAUGAUCAAAUUGAAAACAUACAUGCACCAUCAGGUCAGACAGGUGCUUAUGAUAAAGAUUCUGACAAAGAUCAACCUGCCUUGAGUCCUUUACAUGAAACAGAGUUCUCGUUUAUGGAAGAAGGAACAAAAACAACAGUCAGGAACUUACAGAAGCGGCUAGAAGAAACUAUGAACUUAUUCAAAUUAUCAUCUACAACAAUAAUAGUGGAAAACCAAUCUUAGGCUUUAACACAGAGACAUGUAACAAGACAGAAGAUAUAUUCUAAAAUAUCUGUAAAAAUCCAUAA
This is a messenger RNA of Rhopilema esculentum, 2050 nucleotides long. RefSeq lists its product as uncharacterized. Gene Ontology annotation, cellular component: spindle pole; centrosome. Lineage: Eukaryota; Metazoa; Cnidaria; Scyphozoa; Rhizostomeae; Rhizostomatidae. The record is from RefSeq and is a predicted model, not a curated record. Gene Ontology annotation, biological process: centriole-centriole cohesion; centriole replication.